Molecule: messenger RNA, 1803 nt
Organism: Pipistrellus nathusii (Nathusius's pipistrelle)
Lineage: Eukaryota; Metazoa; Chordata; Mammalia; Chiroptera; Vespertilionidae
Source: the annotation of a GenBank genome assembly
AUGACCCUGAGGGCUGUGGUGCUGGGAGUGCAGAACAUGAACUUUGCGGACGUGGCCGUUGCCUUCUCUCUGGAGGAGUGGGAGCUCCUGGAUGAGGCUCAGAGACUCCUGCACUGCGAUGUGAUGCUGGAAGUGUUUGCACUUGUCUCAUCUGUUGGUUGUUGGCAUAAAAUGGAAGAUAAGGCGACACAUUCUGAGCAGAGUGUAUCUCUACAAGAAGAGUCUUCUUCUGAGACAGCUUCAGCUACUCAGACCACCCAUCUCUGUAAGAAGUGUUUCUCAGUGUUGAAAGACAUUCUGCACAUGACUGAGUCACAAGCAGCAGACUUUGAGCAGAAAGCCUUCUUCAGUGAUGCAUGUGUGAGAGGCUUCUGUUUCACUGCAGUCCCUCAUGAGCAACAGAGGGUUUUCGGUGGAGAGAAGUUCUGGAAAGAAGCUAUGGACAGGACCUCGUUUGUGAACAGGUUCAUCUUGCACUUAACAUGGGUGCCUUCAAUGAGUAGGGAGGUUGGGAAAGUCUUUCCUGCCAUCUCAGAUCUUCCUCAGAUCCGAGAAACUCUCAAGACUGAGGAGCCACCAGGUAGCAGUGAGAUUACACAGGAAUUUUUCAGUGGAAAAUGUCACCAUCAUUGGGGUGAAGGUAAAACAGCAGCCGGCAUCAACCAGAAAGUUGUUCAGCAUCAGAGUAUCUGCUCUGGAGAAGUGAAUUUUGAGGGUAACAAAUGUGGAAAGUGUUUUAGAUGUACCAUGAACCUCAAUCAAAAAAGGGAAAUUCCCACUGGAGAAAAUCCCUAUGAAUGUACUGAUUGUGGAAAGUUCUUUAGACAAAGGUCUAUCCUCAUUCAACACCACAGAGUUGACACUGAAGAAAAAUCGUGUGAAUGCAGUGAAUGUGAGAAAUCUUCUAGCUGCAAAACUAGCUUGGUUACACGCCAGAGAGUUCAUACUGGCGAGAAGCCAUAUGAGUGUACAGAUUAUGGGAAGACCUUCAGUCAUAGCUCAAGUCUCAUUCAACAUCAGAGAGUUCAUUCUGGAAAAAAGCCUUAUGAGUGUAGUGAAUGUGGGAAGUCCUUUAGUGAAAGAUCUUGCUUAAAUGUGCACCACAGAAUUCAUACUGGAGAAAAACCAUAUAAGUGUAGUGAUUGUGGGAAAUCUUUUAGGUCCAGUACUCACCUUCGUAUCCACAAGAGAGUUCACACUGGAGAGAAGCCUUAUGAGUGUAGUGAUUGUGGAAAGUCCUUCAGUAUGAGCUCUACCCUCAUUCGCCACCAAAGAGCUCACACUGGAGACAAGCCUUAUGAGUGUAGUGAAUGUGGGAAGUCCUUUAGAGAAAGAUCUGGUUUAAAUAAUCACCACAGAAUUCACACUGGAGAAAAGCCAUAUGAGUGUAGUGAUUGUGGGAAAUCGUUUAGGACCAAUACUCACCUUCAUAUGCACAAGAGAGUUCACACUGGAGAGAAGCCAUAUGAGUGUACAGACUGUGGAAAAUCCUUCAUUUUUAGCUCUACCCUCAUUAAGCACCAGCGAGUUCACACUAGAGAAAACCCAGCUGUGUGCGGUGACUGUGGGAAAUCUUUUAGGUGCAAAAGUCAACUUCAAAACCACAAGAGAGUUCAUACUGGAGAGAAACUAUAUGAGUGCACAGCAUGUGGGAUGUCCUUCAGGAGUAGCUCUAAUCUAAUUCGACAUAAGAAAAUUCACACCGGAGAAAAGCCGUAUGUCUGUAGUGACUGUGGAAAUUCCUUUAGGCGGAAUGCUCACCUCCUUAGGCACAAGAAAGUUCAUACUAGAGAGAAGUCAUGA